UGAAUUCAGUUGUCGUCCCUCCGCGUUACCGUCCACAAAUCAAUCAUGAAUUAUAUACCACAUGUAAUAUUAUUCAUUUCCCUGUGUCUCAAGCCCGCCUGGACAUUGUCACUGGGGCAAUACGGUGUCAGUGAUUCAAAGGGAAAUGGAUGGGGCGCUAAUUUUGGGCGUGCACCAAUACUCGAACGAUAUUCGUGGAAUAUGUUGGACUGGGCAUAUCCAGAUCAAUUGAGCCGCGACGCUGCUCUUGCCAGCGGUGACUAUAUACCCCAGAAUGGGCUUCCUGUCGGCAUCGAAAUUUGGCGGAACAAACUCUUCGUUACCGUACCAAGGUGGAAGAAUGGUAUACCAGCAACCUUGAAUUACAUAUCACUGGAUACCAAUCGUGGUGGAUCACCAAAGCUAUCGCCCUAUCCAAACUGGGCGCAGAACAAAGCUGGUGAUUGUGGCAGUGGCCUUACAACAGCGUACAGAAUUCAUGCAGAUGAGUGCGACAGACUUUGGGUACUGGACACUGGUACCAUUGGCAUUGGAAAUACUACUGUGCAGGCUUGUCCAUAUACGCUUAAUGUAUUUGAUCUCACAACUGACAAGAUACUCAGACAGUACAAGCUGAGACCAGAUGAUAUUAAUAUGAACACUUUCAUCGCGAAUAUUGCUGUUGAUCUCGGCAAAGACGGUUGCGACGAUGCUUUCGCCUACAUGUCAGACGAACUGGGCUACGGUCUGAUAGUCUACUCCUGGGAGAAUAACACGUCUUGGCGAGUCACGCACAGCUACUUUAUGCCAGAUCCACUGGCUGGUGAUUACAACGUUGGUGGGCUCAACUUUCAGUGGGGUGAGGAGGGUAUAUUUGGAAUGAGCUUAUCACCCAUUGCCCUGGAUGGCUUCAGAACCCUGUUCUUUCAUCCCUUGAGUAGUAAUCGAGAGUUCGCUGUGUCCACAAGAAUCCUGAGGGAUCCCGAUCUUGCUCUCGAUAGCUAUCACGAGUUCCAGCCCCUUGCCGAGAGAUUCAUGGGCCAUUCAACAUCCGAAGUGAUGGACGAGAACGGCCUUCAAAUAUUCAAUCUCGUCGAUCAGAAUGCCGUCGGCUGUUGGAACUCCCUCCUCCCCUAUUCACCAGCUAAUCACGCGCUAAUCGCUCGUCACGACGAAGCCCUCAUCUUCCCAGCGGAUGUCAAAAUACGACGGGGAAUGGUCUGGAUAAUCUCCGACAGAAUGCCCAACUUCCUCCUAGCAUCCCUCAACUACACAGACAUUAACUUCAGAAUACUGACGAUGCCGCUGUCGGCGGCUAUUGCCGGAACCGUCUGCGAUCACUCCCCGUGGAGAUUCAUUGGGAAUAAUGCUCUCUGGUGGGACCGACGAUGAUAAUAUCGUUAUUCAGGGCUGCGUGAAUGCUUAAUCGCAAUUUGUAAUGGAUUGAGAGAACGACUUAAUGUCACAAAAGUGAAUUCUCGUGACCGACGUGUUAUUUACAGCCCAAGUGCAAAGAAAUAUUCUGUCAAAAUAACAGAAUACUUAGAAAAAAAUUCUAAAAUACAUUCUGGGGUGUGAAAAAAUAUAAUGUUUUUCCGUUUUGUCAUUAUUUAAUGACAAGAAUCACAAAACGGUAGCAAAAGACAUGAAAAUUAUCACACCAGCAGAAAACUUCGUGAGCUAUUAGAUAGAUUAGGUAAGUUGCAGAAGUAAUUUUCUACCAUUCAAUCAAACCCAGAUACGUGAUAUUUUUUUAAACUCAACAAAUCAUCUUGUGACAUUAGAUCGUUCUCCACCAAGUGUGCAACUCUAGAGAAUGUAGACAACCAGUUAUUUAACCACGCUUCCGCGCAGGUGAUAAUUCAAACCACUAAUUAUGUUCCCACCCGUAGUUAGAAAAUUAAUUAAAUAAUGACAUUUUUCUCCCGAAAAUAAAAGUCCAUCUCCCCAUCAAAAGCAGUUUCACAAAUACUGAUCUGCAGGGCAUUGAACAAUGUACCCGAAAAUAAUGAUUUUUAGUCAAGCGAAGAAGAGAAAUGUUUACGACA
This is a messenger RNA of Diachasmimorpha longicaudata, 2027 nucleotides long. RefSeq names its product protein yellow-like (gene Y-y). The record is from RefSeq and is a predicted model, not a curated record. Bases 46 to 1371 code for a protein of 441 amino acids. The transcript is spliced from 6 exons. NCBI's taxonomy places the organism in Eukaryota, Metazoa, Arthropoda, Insecta, Hymenoptera, Braconidae. Gene Ontology annotation, cellular component: extracellular region.